This is a messenger RNA of Harpia harpyja (harpy eagle), 1532 nucleotides long. RefSeq names its product leucine rich alpha-2-glycoprotein 1 (gene LRG1). Lineage: Eukaryota; Metazoa; Chordata; Aves; Accipitriformes; Accipitridae. Gene Ontology annotation, molecular function: protein binding. The record is from RefSeq and is a predicted model, not a curated record.
AUGUGCCGUGCCUCAGUUUCCCCCAUACGGGUGUACCAGCACCAUGUGCUGCCCAUGGUGUGGUGGGUGCUGGGGUGCCAUAAAGUCCCCGAGAGGGCGCCCUGUGAGCUGGCAGCGAAAGCGGCGAUUUCCCAACCGGCACGUGAGGCCGAGCCACCAACCCCCCCCGGGGUGACAGCCACCGAGGGAGACAGGACGGUCCCCGAGGAGCCUCGCCGGCCGGUUGGGAAGUGCCACCGGGGCCGGAUCCUGCCACCGCUGCUGCUGCUGCUGGCGCUGCUACCGCUCGGCCUCGCCGCGCCGUGCUCCCCCCAACCCAACGUCACCCGUUUCGUCUGCACGGAGCCCACCCUGAGCACCUUCCCCGCCGGGCUGCCCCCCACCACCCUGGCCAUCUCGGUGGAGUUCACGGCGCUGGCCGUCCUCCUCCCCACCGCCCUGGCAGGGCUGCCCCAGCUGCAGGAGCUCCAUCUUUCCUCCAACCGCCUCGCCACCCUCCCCGAAGCCCUCCUGCGCCCCGUGCCCACCCUGCGCGUCCUCGACCUGACGGAUAACCUCCUCGCCGACCUCCCCGCCGGCAUCUUCGCCGGCACCAGCGACCUCCAGCACUUGGUGCUGCGGGGGAACCGGUUGCAGGCGUUGCAACCCGCCUGGUUCCGGCACCUUCCCCAGCUGCAGUGGCUCGACCUGGCUGCCAACGCCUUGGCGGAGGUGCCACCGGAGGUUUUCCGCCCUCUGUGUUCCCUCCGUAGCCUGGAUCUGUCCCGCAACCGGCUGGCAUCCCUGGCACCGGACGCGCUGGCCGGGCUGCAGGCGCUGGAGCGGCUCGACCUGGAGGGGAACCGGCUGGGCACGCUGCCGCCCGCCGCCUUCGCGCCCGCGCCCGCCCUUCGCCUCCUCUUCCUCCAGGAUAACGAGCUGCGGGAGCUGCCCGCCGGCAUCUUCGUCCCCCUGCGUCAUCUUCGUGUCCUCGACCUGGCGCGUAACCGGCUGCGGACGCUGGAGCUGCCCCCCCGACCCCCCGGGUCCGCGUUAGACCUCGACAUCUCGGGCAACCCCUGGGUCUGCGAGUGCCCGCUGCUGGCACUGCUGCGGCGGGCGGCCCCGCGGCUCACCGCCACCCGCGACACCCUCUGCGCCAGCCCCGCGCCCCACCGGGGACGGGAGGUGGCCGCCGUCAGCCGGGUUGGGGACACGGGCUGUGAGCCCAAAGGGGACGGGCAACGCCUGCCAGACCCCCAGGCAAGGGGCUUGGUGUCACCGGAGGUGCCUGGGUAUGUCACCUCCCUCCCUGCCACUCUGUCCCCAGCUGAGAUGAGCUCUCCUGGGGAAACUGAGGCAGAGAGAUAGGGGCGCAGCUGUCCCCAGCCCGACGGCCCCCGUCCCCAUCCCGUGAUGCCCAUCCCAGUGGCCCCCAGCCCCUUCCCACCCGGCUCAGGCUGUCCCACGUCCCUGUCACCGUCCCGCCUGGCACCCGUCCCUAUCCCCACCCCACAAGAGCACAUUAAACACGGUCACUUGGUGCCACCGCA